Molecule: messenger RNA, 4110 nt
Organism: Anguilla rostrata (American eel)
Lineage: Eukaryota; Metazoa; Chordata; Actinopteri; Anguilliformes; Anguillidae
Gene: msi1b
Product: musashi RNA binding protein 1b
Exons: 15
Coding region: 102-1187 (361 amino acids)
Biological process (GO): regulation of translation; central nervous system development
Cellular component (GO): cytoplasm
Molecular function (GO): mRNA binding
Source: RefSeq, a predicted model, not a curated record
UCUGAGAGAGCCCGUCCCCCCUUCCCAGUCGGCCAAACCCCCGCCCCUCACUCCGCUCUCCCUGCUUUCUCACACUGCACACUCGGGAACAGAGACACGGAAUGGAUACGGAAGGGAGCCAGAGCAGCCUGUCCUCCGCGGACUCCCCUCACGAUCCCUGCAAAAUGUUCAUCGGCGGUUUGAGCUGGCAGACGACGCAAGAAGGUCUAAAGGAGUACUUCAGUAAAUUCGGCGAGGUGAAGGAGUGUAUGGUGAUGCGGGAUCCGGUUACAAAGCGGUCGAGGGGCUUCGGAUUUGUCACCUACGUAGACCAGGCUGGCGUGGAUAAAGUUUUGGCUCAACCCAGACAUGAAUUGGAUUCUAAAACUAUUGACCCAAAAGUGGCAUUCCCUCGCAGAGCUCAGCCGAAGCUGGUGACUCGCACCAAGAAGAUCUUUGUUGGGGGCUUGUCAGUCAACACGACCAUUGAAGAUGUGAAGCAGUAUUUCGACCAGUUUGGAAAGGUCGAUGAUGCCAUGCUCAUGUUUGAUAAGACAACUAACAGACACAGAGGGUUUGGUUUCGUCACCUUCGAGAAUGAGGACGUGGUGGAGAAAGUGUGUGAGAUCCACUUCCACGAGAUCAACAAUAAAAUGGUGGAGUGCAAGAAGGCCCAGCCAAAAGAAGUAAUGUCACCGACAGGUUCAGCAAGGGGGCGCUCCAGGGUGAUGCCGUACGGGAUGGAUGCCUUUAUGUUAGGGAUCGGCAUGCUAGGUUAUCCAGGAUUCCAGGCUGCCACGUAUGCCAGUCGAGGUUAUACUGGCAUCACCCCUGGAUACACCUACCAGUUCCCUGAAUUCCAUUUAGAGAGGACCCCCCUUCUGACAUCACCCCACCCCCCUGAGAUCACAGGUCGGUCCCUCCACUGGGGUUUACAAGCAGCAAACGCCAUUCCUCUGACGGCCUACGGACCAAUGGCGGCGGCGGCGGCGGCAGCAGCGGUUGUCAGAGGUUCCACCCCUUCUCGCACAGCUGGCUUCCUUGGUACUAGCAGCCCUGGGCCAAUGGCAGACCUGUAUGGAGCAGCGAAUCAGGACUCUGGAGUCAGCAGUUACAUCAGUGCUGCAAGUCCUGCCCCUAGCACUGGAUUCGGUCACAGUCUUGGGGGACCUCUGAUUGCCACAGCCUUCACUAAUGGCUACCACUGAGAAGGCCAUCAGAUCAGAAGAUGGGAGGGGUCAACUCUACUUUGAGCCAAUCAGAUCUCUUUUUCUGCUGAAUGUCGCUGUCUGGCAAGCCCGAUUGGCUGCUGCAGCUCUAACUUGACUCUGGCUCCUCUUGACUCCACCAACCCACUGAAGGUCUUUUAAUUUCCUGUUUCCUGUACUAACAUCACUUCUUGUCUUCCCUCAUUCCUGUUACUACCUUCAUGUAGGCCUUUAAAAAUAGUUUUUUAGGAAGUUUGUCUGGGGUUUCCUACAGUUGGAGAGCUUCUUUCAGGCAAACAAAAAAUGUAAAAAUCAAAAAAAGUUUGAUUGUAGAAAUCAUUUGGUGGAUUCUAGCUCCUUCUGUUUUGUUUUAUUUACUUGACUGUUCUUGAGGAAUUUUAAUUUAAUUUAAUUUUUUUUGUUUGUCGUCUUUGUUACUUUAGGUUAUACUUUUUUGUCGGAAAUUAAAACCAUUGUCAUGGUGUUACAGAGAGAGGGAGAAAGCAAGAAAAUAGUUUGAGAAAAGAUUAACAUGUUUCUCUAGUCAUAAAUGAGGUACAUGGACGGGAGCAAUGAUUGGUUUGUGUGCAUGGAUGUUUGUGUCUCAGUGUUAGGUUCUUAAUUCAUUUUAAGAAAAACAGAAUAAUUCUAAUUGAACACUUUUUUACAAAAAGACAUGCAAAAGGAAAGAUGUAUAUUUUGGUAGUUUUGAAACAAAAAAGAACAUUUGUAAUAUUAAUAAUAAUAGAAAUAAUCAUAAUCAAGAACCUAUUUUCCAUAAUUGGUUUUAAACAAUGAAACAAUGUUUUGUUUCUUCCUGUAAUAUAUUGUAAAUAUAUCUCAGUCUUUCGGGUUUUUUUUUUUGCUGUAAUGGGGAAGGGGCAAUUUUGGGGGUGGGGACAUUUAUAUUUCCUGGAAAAUGAUUGUAAAGUUGCAUAAAUCACCUUGAGUGUUGAAUACCUGAAGUGUUAAAUAUCAGUGUCACAGGGUGAAGGAAAAAAAGAUUGCAUCACUCCAGAUUUUAUCACCCAUCAGUUCUUCUUCACAACCAUCAGUCCAGAAAUGAACAAUGUACUCGUUCUCUGGAAUGACACAGAGCUCUGUAGGGAGCCUUUAAUUGCUUGUUUUGGUGUAAUCGGUACAAAUUGCAUGAAAUGAGGAUCUUCUGCUGGCAAAAUCUGAUGUGAAACUCUCUAUAGUGGGAGAUGUGAUUUAUUCCCAGCUGUUUUAAUUUUUUUCUCCUUGAUGAGGACAUAUGUGGUGAUAAGCUGCUUUAUACAGCAUUCUUGUAGGGGACAAGUGAUUUCCCCCCGCAGUUUUUGACUGCUUUUUAUACUAGUUUGCACAUUAGAAACAAAAUCAGUGAUUUUUACCACCCUUAAACACAGUCGCCACUGCUGUAUUGAAGGAAUGGGGUUAGUGAAAUCUGGAACUGGCGUUCUGCAGUUAUUGGUUCUGAUAGGGGGCAAAAACUGGAAACAUGCUACUGUAAAUGUCAAGUGGCUAUAAGACCUGGUCAGUCCUCUGUGUUGGUGCUUCAGUGCGUAAACCUAUAUCGCCAGAGUUCAGUUGGGAUAUUUCUGACCGCAAAUUGCCCCCCUCCCCCAAUUUUCUAGGGGAAAAACAGUGGAGAACACGAACUUGAGGUGUUUCAUGCAAUUGGGGCUGAAGGAUUAGGUGAGGAAUGUGGUUAUGUUCGAUGGGUGGGAUCUUACUGUUCCUAUUGCGUCUUGAAAAAAGCAAAAAAAAAAAAACGGCUUGUGGCAUCAUUAUGCUAGGUUUAAAAAAAAAAAAUUUUUUUUAAUAGUUGCUGUUUAAAUGCCGUUCCAUUGAACGAUCUGUGACUUUAAAAAUGAAGGACACAUUAUACAAAAGCAAGGGAUUCUGGAGGCUGUUUCAUCAUGGUUCUAUUCUGGCUGAAUUCUUCCUCUUCAGAUGUUAUUAGGCAAAGCGUGUGUGUACACGUGUGUGUGUGUGUGUGUGUGUGUGUGUGUGUGUGUGUGUGUGUGUGUGUGUGUGAAUAUGUGUCUUGGUGUUUGCAUAUAUGAGUGCUUCUGUAAGCUCGACUCUUGGUUAUAGUUGGCGAAUGGGUUGUAGAUCAUUUAUGUGAAUUUCUGAUUCCAUCUUGAUCUGUUGUUCAAGCUCUCUUUCUGUACAAUGGGGUUGGAUAGAGGCUAAGAAGCUACAUAGGAAUCUGGGGAAAAAAUGCAUUUAUAGCCUGUGUUUAGCCCAACAUUGCUGUACGUGUUUUAUAUGGAUUACGCCGGUGCAGAAACAACAUUUCAUCCUCUGUGGGCAUCGUCCCUUAUCAUAACCAACAUCUGCAUUUAUUAAUGCCUUAAAAUACCCUGGGGAUAAACUGUCCCACAGCACCCUGCUACGACUGGUCUUCCAUUACUUUAGAUAACAUCUAUUACCCCACAGCCUCUUCUUGUCUCAUGCUCACUGCACUGUCCCAAGACUCAACCAAACUACUGCGCGACACAAACACUGUAGCUAUUUAACAGACAAAAAGCAAUAUUUUAUCAGUUUUUCUGAUUAUGAUAAUGAUGAUAAUGGUGAUGAGAUUCGAAGGUGAUUAUGUGGCAUUCAAAAUACGUUUUAAUUUUUAAGACUAUUAUAUUAACACAAAGCUGAAAUUAUUCCUGACUGAUGAGUAGUUUUUGAAUCAUUUUCAAAACAUGCUUUUUUGGAUUUCGGGUGGGGUGGGGGGUGGGGUGGGGUGGGGGGGGGGGUGUAAGGAGUGCGUUUGUGACAGUAGCCAUGGAGAGUGGAGAGGGGCCUGGCUCUUUGAUGAGAGGUGAUGUCUUAGUCUACACUGUAAACCUGAGUUUCUUUUUUUGUCUUCCUCUUUUGUUGUUUUUUUUUCCUCUUCUGGAAACUUCAUUUUAAAAUUCCUAAUAAAUUAUUUUAAAACAUUCCA